AUGUCUCUCCAGGUCCUCCGCCGUCGCAGCCCUCUCGGCACCGGUCUGGAAGCUGAGCUGGCCGUCAUUCGCAAUCCGAAUCCCACUCCUGCCAAGAUUAAUUCCCCUCCAGAGGAUAUCGACAGCCUCAACGCCCAAGGCGACUCCUUCACAUUCGACGCCUUCUCCAUAUCCGACGCCCACGAGCUAGGUCACCUUCUGAGCGCCCGUCUGCGCAGCCUGCCGGGCUCGUCGCCACCGGUCCUCAUCUCCAUCAGCCUCGCGUCCGGCCUGGUGGUGUACCAGUCGACGACGGGGCCGGGCGUCAAGCCGGACAACGAGCUCUGGGUGCAGCGCAAGAGGCGCAGCGCCAUGCGCUGGGGCUCGAGCACCUGGCUCCUCCACUGCAAGUACGGCGGGGACGAGGAGGCCUUCGCGGCCAAGUUCGGCAUGGGCCGCGACCAGGCCGCGCAGUACGCCAUACACGGGGGCGCCGUGCCCAUCUACGUGCGCGGCGUGGAGGGCGUCGUCGCCGUCGUCGUCCCGAUCUGCCGCACCCCGGAGGGCGUACCGCUCGGCCCCAUCGGUGAAUACGUCGUAGUACAUCAUCGCCAUGACGGACGCGUGGAAGGUGCCGUGUUCCGACUCUGUGCGGUCUGCGGCGAUGCCGUGGAGCUCCAUGAUGAGAUCCUUCGUCUGCUGCUGAGCGGCAGCCGAAUCCGGUCUGUCGAUGUCGCCCGGGCCAUCUUGGCCAGCUGGAUGCAGUACAUCUCCGUCCUCGAGUUGAACCAGAGCAGCGGCAGAAGCUCUCCGUUGGAGCGGUCCGGCUCCCUGUGGAAUAUAGGCUGGAUUCCCAUGAGCCUGCAGGACCUCAAUCAUGUGUAUCGUCGUCUCAUGUAUGAACGAGAUGUCGGGCGAGCACCUGGCACUGGUGACGGCGGGGCACUUCCCCGACGAGAGGGCGUAGUAGACUUCCUGCCGCAGCACCAUCAGGUAUGCCGCCUGUACCAGGCCGCUAUGGGGGAAGCGGGCCUUGAAGCUCGCGCUGUGCAGGAUAUCGUUGAUCGUGGGGAGCAACGUCUGCGGCGCCGGCGGCGUGCCGUCCCCUUCGGGCCGAGGGCCAGGGUGGUAGUCCUCCCCGAGCAGCUCGACCUGCCUCAGCAGGACGGCGACGACGACGAUGCCCUCCAGCUCGUCGCCGUCAAAGACCUGGUCGAACAGGCCGAGGGCGGGGAUGCACUGCUGGACGUACUCCGUGACCGAGCUGGGCGUCACAUGCUGCGACAGCUGGUCUAG
Messenger RNA from Geosmithia morbida, 1275 nucleotides. RefSeq names its product protein of unknown function (DUF336). The transcript is spliced from 5 exons. Lineage: Eukaryota; Fungi; Ascomycota; Sordariomycetes; Hypocreales; Bionectriaceae. The coding region runs from base 1 to 1275 and encodes 424 amino acids. The record is from RefSeq and is a predicted model, not a curated record. Gene Ontology annotation, cellular component: TRC complex. Gene Ontology annotation, biological process: post-translational protein targeting to endoplasmic reticulum membrane.